GUUUGUAUGAAUUUUAAUAAUUUCUGAAUAAAACAAAACUCCUGUCAGAGUUCAAAACAGGAUAUCUGUUAAACUGCAUAGCAAUUCAACAGUUUUUCUAGAUUCCAAUAGUUAAAUGAAACCAUACAUGGGUGUAAUAUGUAUGUUAGAAAAGUGUUAAAAUACAAGGUUGAGUUACCGUGAAAACUUGUAAAUUUAAAAAAUGACCAUCCAGUUUUUAUGAACUACAGAGAACAAGUAAUUACACAGUACAUAAUACUGAGCGACUAAGAUGUGGAACAUGAUGUGCGAUGUUAUGCCAACAAUAUCAGAGGAUAGUAUCUCUCAAAGAUCGUCCCAAUUUUCAAGAGAAGAUGCAAACUUUGAACAACUUAUGGUGUCUAUGCUGGAUGAAAGGGACAAGCUAAUGGAUAGUCUAAGAGAAGCACAAGAGCGCUUGUCUGAAGCUGAAGUAAAACUACUAGAGGUCGUCAAAGAAAGAGAUAGUCUACAGAGGCAGAUAUCGGCAAAUUUACCGCAGGAGUUUUCAACUCUUACAAAAGAAUUAACACAGGCAAGAGAGACCUUACUUGAGAGAGAUGAAGAAAUUGCGGAAUUAAAAGCAGAAAGAAAUAAUACUCGGCUUUUGUUAGAGCAUCUCGAAUGCUUGGUUUCCCGUCAUGAAAGAUCUCUUAGAAUGACUGUGGUAAAACGGCAAACGGCAGCACAAAGUGGGGUUUCUAGCGAAGUUGAGGUGUUAAAAGCCCUAAAGAGUUUAUUUGAACAUCACAAAGCAUUGGAUGAAAAGGUACGCGAACGACUGCGUUUAGCAAUGGAACGUAACUCUGCAUUAGAAGAUGAACUACAUGCACUGAAAGAAGAGGUUCAGCAAAAUAAGUCGGAAGGAUUUUCUAUUACGUCAGAAAAGGAAGGCACUAAAGAAUUGGUAUCUGAAUCAGUUGAGGAACCAGCUCACUUACAUUCAAUAGAUAACACUGCUGAACUUCAAAAUAAAACAUUAGAACUUCAAAGCAUUAUAGAAAAACAGACUUCUGAGUUGUCACAAUGGCAGAGAAGAGUUUCAGAACUUAACAAUCGAGUAAGUGAGUUAGAAGAAUCAUUGCUCAAAACUGAAAAAGAAUGUAACAAAGCACAAGAUAAUUGUAUGAAAAUGCAAAGAGAUUUGAGAGAAAAUGUUGCACAAAAAGAAGACCAGGAGGAAAGAAUCGCUACUUUAGAAAAACGGUAUCUGAAUGCUCAACGAGAAUCAACUUCACUUCAUGAUCUAAAUGAAAAACUAGAACAAGAAUUACGCCAUAAAGUUGCACAAAUAAAGUUGCAUGAAGAAAAGAUUGCUGCAAUUGAAGAAAAACUAGAGUUAUCUGAACAAAAACUAGCACAAUUUUCUAAACUUCCUGACAUAGAAGAAGAGUUAAAAGUAAGAAUGGAAGCUCUGAGCCAGGAGCGUCAUGGAUCAACCGAAGAUAGAGUUCAUCGACUAGAAACAAGUGUUGAAGAAAAAAAUGCUGAAAUUUUGCGUUUAAAUCAAAGAUUAAAAAUGAAUGAGGAACAUAAUCAAAGAUUGUCAUUGACUGUUGAUAAAUUACUGUCAGAGUCAAAUGAUAGGCUACAGACGCAUUUAAAAGAGAGGAUGCAUGCUUUGGAUGAGAAAAAUGUUUUGACACAAGAAUUGGAAAACACUCGAAAACUAGCAGAGGAACUUAAUAAUGAAAAGAAAGAAAUAAUGAAACAACUUUCAAAAACACGUUUAGAAAUCGAAAACUAUAAAAGACAGUUGUUACAACAAGAAAUAGCUUUUAAUAUUCGUCAAACAGAAGCCAUGACGAAAAAUCUUUCUCCAAGCAAUGCUGUUGAUUGUAAUGAUUUUGCUAAUGUAAGUCACACAUAUGAAACCCAUUCAUUAAGAAGAAAUAAAAGUAUUAGUCAAGAAAAUCCAUACCAAAGAAAUUAUGUAGAGCAGGAUUGGGCCAAACCGCAACAGCUACAGAUGCUAAAUGAAGUGCAUCCAUUUGACUUCACGAGAGGGCUUGAUAUGACUGAUGCUGAAUCCAUAUUUGGCACUUCUGAUAUAUUAUCACCCAGUGGGCAUACAGACGCACAAACAUUAGCAUUAAUGUUGCAAGAACAAUUAGAUGCCAUAAACAAUGAAAUACGUUUAAUACAAGAGGAAAAACAAUCAACAGAAGCAAGAGCUGAAGAAUUAGAAUCUAGGGUAGGAAGUAUUGAACACAUGAAUCUACUUGUCAGAGGAAGGCCGAAUGACAAACAAAGUCCUGAAAUAAGUGGCAGAAGCUCACCAAAUAGUCCAAAUAGAGAUUUCCUGCACAAAUACGGGGCGCAAAUGGGACACGUUGGAUCAACAGAUGCAUCAAGAGAUGAGAUGAACUUGAUAAGCAUGCCAUCAAACGACUCCAGUUCUGGUGGAGCUGCAUCACCUUUGACAGCCAGGUCAUUAAGACUUGAACGAUUUGCACAAGUUCUUGCUGAUAGUCAAGAAGAAUUGAGAAGAACGGGUAAUAUGUAUAGUAUAUCACCAUUAAGUUCGAGACAUGGAAGUCAAGAAUCUGUACGACUUCUUAGUCGGGCGGAUUCAAUCAAUAUGAUAUUGAAUACUAGCGCAAACAAUGGUCGUGAAAGCAACAAUUCUUCUCAAAAAAAGAAAGGUAUCAAAUCUAGCAUUGGCAGAUUCUUUAGCAAAAAAGAGAAGGGAAAAAUAAUGAAAGACUCGUCAAUGCCAGAGUCAUCUGCAAGCAUGUUGUCAAUGAGUGGAAUCUCUAUGACAUCAGAUUAUGAUUCAAACUUUGAUAAUUUAAGCAUUUCCGCUAGAAAAUCUAUUAUAAAAUCAAUGGACUACGGGAGACAAAAAAAAGAACAUGAUUAUAGGCAUGAUUUGUUAGAAGAAGCAAUGAAAGCCGGAACUCCCUUUGCUUUAUGGAAUGGACCGACAAUUGUUGCUUGGUUAGAGUUGUGGGUUGGUAUGCCAGCUUGGUAUGUGGCUGCAUGCAGAGCAAAUGUUAAGUCAGGAGCUAUAAUGAGUGCAUUGAGUGACACAGAAAUUCAAAGAGAAAUUGGUAUAAGUAAUCCCCUUCAUCGAUUAAAAUUACGAUUAGCUAUACAGGAAAUGGUAUCAUUAACAUCUCCUUCAGCUCCACAAACAAUACGCACGACUCUUGCUUUUGGAGAUAUGAACCAUGAAUGGAUUGGAAAUUAUUGGCUUCCAAGUGUAGGUCUACCUCAAUAUAGAACAACUUUUAUGGAAUGCUUAGUCGACGCUCGGAUGUUGGACCAUUUAAGUAAGAAGGAAUUACGUGGACAGCUUAAAAUGAUCGACAGUUUCCAUAGAACUAGCUUACAAUUUGGUGUAGCUUGUCUUAAACGUCUUAAUUACGACCGAAAUUUAUUAGAAGAACGAAGAAAAGUCGUGGAAAAUAGUGUGUCCGAUGUUCUAGUUUGGACUAAUGAUAGAGUAAUCAAAUGGAUAGUUGGCAUUGGUUUGAAGGAAUAUUCAAAUAAUCUUAUUGAAUCUGGUGUUCAUGGAGCUUUGAUAGCAUUAGACGAAAGCUUUGAUUCAAAUGCUAUGGCAUUGGCAUUGCAAAUUCCUAUUCAAAACGUAGAGGCACGUGAACUAUUAGAAGCAGAGUUCAAUAACCUCCUAAUGAUUUGCAAGGAACGUAAGUUAGAAAACGAACAUCACCUUAAUAGCUCUUGAUAAGUUAUAAAUUAAUAAUCCAAUAUAGUAUUAUACUUAAAAAGCAUAAAAUAUAUUUAUACAUAUUUAAUCUAUUGGUAGUAAAACUAAUAUAUAAUAUCAAAAAAGGAAAUACAUGAUAAAUAAAGAAUCAGGUUAACCAAAAAUAAUUGUAAGAAAAUAAAUAUUAUUAAAUGCAAAUAAUGAAUAAACAAAUG
Messenger RNA from Culicoides brevitarsis, 3906 nucleotides. RefSeq names its product liprin-alpha-2 (gene Liprin-alpha). Gene Ontology annotation, molecular function: protein binding. The coding region runs from base 272 to 3709 and encodes 1145 amino acids. Gene Ontology annotation, cellular component: presynaptic active zone. The record is from RefSeq and is a predicted model, not a curated record. Lineage: Eukaryota; Metazoa; Arthropoda; Insecta; Diptera; Ceratopogonidae. The transcript has 23 exons. Gene Ontology annotation, biological process: synapse organization.